Tuber aestivum (summer truffle) is the source of this 917-nucleotide messenger RNA. The record is from the annotation of a GenBank genome assembly. NCBI's taxonomy places the organism in Eukaryota, Fungi, Ascomycota, Pezizomycetes, Pezizales, Tuberaceae.
AUUCUCCCCCAGGCUUAAACGACAGCGCCCCGGCUAAGAACAGCGCGAGGGGCGGUACCACAGAUACCGCUACCGCUAUGAGGUGGUAGACUCCGCCCCGUAAGCGCGUUACCGCCCGUAAUACCCGUGCAUCGGAAUGUAAGCUUUGCUCAAAUGAGUUUUGGCUGUACAGUUCUUGUAUGCCAUGCGCCUCCUCCGGCUGUCGAUAAAAUACCGUUAUCCAUCUUCUCGUCCUUACCGGGCAUUCAGUGUUGAUUGCCAUCCCCUACUCCUCCCAAACGAUAUACCAUCAACUUCUCCUUCACCUCCUCCCCUACAAAUACGAUGGCAAAAAGGAACCUUUCUCAGCCCAAGUCGCCCUUUUAUAUACUUUUCAGAGCCUUUCAGUUUACGCUCACAUUAUCCCUCCUGAGUGCAACAGUCUAUCUACGAUGGGGAUAUAAGAUCAAGGGGCACUUUUCGGGCAAGCAGGAUGCAUCCUCUAGCCAGGAAAAGAGUGUUAUCACCGUCUCUUCAUUCCACCAGGAUCAAAGAGGAAACACCGACGAACAUGACAACCCCGAUAACUACGCAAUCACAAAUGCCAAUAUCUUGUCUCCUUUCAUCGGGCUGUCGAUAUUGAUAGGAGCGGUAAGUCAAAAUUGCCCAGCCCGGGGCAGAAGUCCCGACUAAUAGCACUCUUUGGUUUACAGGCCUUGAGUUCUGUCAUCCAUUCUCUCACAGCUCUCGUAACCUACCACCGAAAAACCCUCUAUUUGACGUUCACUUUCAUCUGGGAUUUCGUCUUGACAGCGAUGUAGAUUGCCGGCUUUAGUCUCAUUGGAAAGUUCCUUUCCGAUAUUGACGCAUGGGGGACUGAGGCUCCUAUUAUCUACUUCUACAAAGCCGCUUUUGGGGCUGCUAUCGUCGCCAUGUGA